GAAAUUGCGAGGUUCUAUCAUGGAUGGUGAAAUCAGACUCAAAUGGCUAAGCCGGACACAACUUAUCUCGCAAGUUAAAUCACAGUAACCAACAUGUACUUUUGAGAGGUCUCUUUCACUGUCUCACAUACACACUGAGCUCAAUCACUGGCUUUGACUUAAAUAGUGUUGUAUCGGUUAUCCCUUUGGUGACUAUACAUUUUGAGUCAUAAACUGGUUUGAUGUUCGGUUAGUCAAUCAAAAAGCGUACUAGUGCAAUGGUUAAUUUUUGUACUCCAAACCAAUUUCACUGUCCUGAACUUUGUAAUGAGCUAUCAGAUAUCGAUUUUUAUAUAUAGUUUAAAGUUCGAGUUCUUGUAAUGUCUUCAACUAUAAGGUGCAAAGCUAUAAAGGAAUAGGAAAAUAGUAGCACACUGAUCAAGCCCAAUCAAUUUUUUCAAUAAUUCUAUUAAAAAAAAGGUUCCAAGUUCUUUAAUCAUUGUCUAUAAGAGUCAUAAAGAUUAAAGCAUCGGAAAAUAGUAUUUUUAUUUGUGUUAAAAAAUAUAAUAUCAAUUUUAUCACAUACAAUAGUUCUACUGCAUUAAAUUUAAGAUUUAUGUUAAAUAUGACUUUUAAAUUUUGCAAGAAUUAAUAGACCUUUAACCAACCACUGCACCAAUAGUAUUUCCACAGGAAACUGCAUUUUUAAUGAAAUGCUAUAACUGUGUGCAAAUGAAUUUAUGUACAUUGACAAAGCUUAACUAACUUUUCUAAUAACUCUUAUCUAACCUAGCAAACUGUGUUGUUAGACUGGGAUUAAUGUCAACACUAAUAGUUGUUGAAAACUUCAAACUAACCAUUGUUAAAUGCUUCCGUUGAAAAAUCACUCUGGUGAGACAUUUUAACCCUUAAAUUAUGCAUUAAUAAUAUUUUAGUAUAGGUUCCAUAUAAUCCACGUCUAAUUAUAUAAUAUGGAAAACUGGGACGAGAACAAGAAACAAACCGGUUUAGUUUCGGUACCAUUGAGCUCAAGUUAUUCUACUAAUAAUAAGAUGGUAUGGGUUCAGUUCACGUGUUGAACUUCGAACAGAACAAGCUCGUGCGCGUGUCUCAACAACCAACCAAGUCCCUUUGGUCGCUGGCCCUUCAACAAAACAACAAAACGCCGCCGUUCCGUUGGCCGCGUUUCCCAACUAACAUUCAAAGGGGCUUAUAAACUCAACUAACGUUCAACGAAAACUAUCCGUCUCAUUCUCUUUCCUUUUCACCACCUUCUUCAUCACUAUAGACUUAAGCUCAUCUAAAGUACGGACCUUGAUCCAUCUCAUCUAACGUGCCCUACCGUGACACGUGUCCCUUAGUGUCGGCUAGUCCUCAACGAACCGAACUGGUACGACCGAUACAUCAACGAGCCACAACCCCAAAAACCGGGUUCGGAUCAGCCCCGGAUCUCUUCCUAACUACUUUACAAAGGCUCCUUUCUUCAAAUCGUUUUCAGAACUUCAGAUCUCUCUCACCGUGAGUACUACUUUGUCCUCUCAUGGGUUGACUAUAAUGGAGGUGAAAGAGAGUAAGAGAGUGGUAAUAGCAAAACCAGUUGCUUCAAGGCCUUCAUUCACUAGCAUCAGGACAUUCGCUAAUCUUUUAACUGAUUCAGUUACCGUAUCUCCUCCCCAUGAGACUGUAGACGCUGCUAUAAGACCAAAGACUCUGAGGUUUAAACAGCCAGCGGCAGCGGCAGCUUCGGUCUCAUGUCCACAGGUGGAAGGAAAUGACAAAGGAAAGUCUUGUGAUGAUUCAGAUACCAAAAGCUAUGUAGUUUAUAAACCUAAAGCAAAGCUUGUCUCCCAAGCAACUGUCUCCGCAUUGGCUAAUAUGCUUCAGGGUAAUCACCAACAGGUUUGGAGACAAAGCGAAGCAGUACCGUAUGGGAAGAGUGUGAGCCAAGGUACACGCCCUAACCUAGUCCCUAGGGUUCCAUCCUUUAAAGAAUCAGAGACAUCGGCUGGAGACAGAUCUUCAGUAGACGGAUACAACUGGAGGAAGUACGGACAGAAGCAAGUCAAAGGAAGUGACUGUCCAAGGAGUUACUACAAAUGCACACACCCUAAAUGUCCGGUCAAGAAGAAAGUAGAGAGAUCAAUGGGUGGUCUGGUCUCAGAGAUUGUGUAUCAAGGUGAACAUAAUCACUCUAAACCGUCUUGUCCUCUUCCGCGGCGCGCUUCAUCAUCAUCCUCUUCAGGGUUUCAGAGACCACAACGAGAGCUAGCUUCGGAAGGAUCAAUAGGACAAGACUCUAGUAAUGUUUGUUUCCAUCCUCUUUGGAGCAAUCAAAGCAAUGACUCAUCUAAAAGCAUAGCAGAGAAGAUGAAUGAGGGUUGUGUAAUAACACCAUUCGAGUUUGCUGUUCCAAGAUCGGCGAACUCGACUGGUGGGACUUCAGAUUCUGGUUGUAGAAGUAGUAGCCAGUGUGAUGAAGGAGAGCUUGAUGAUCCUAGCAGAAGCAAGAGAAGCAGGAAGAACGAGAAGCAAGCAAGUCAAACAGGAGUAUCACAAAGCUCAGUGGAAUCAGACAGUCUUGAAGAUGGAUUCAGGUGGAGGAAGUACGGUCAAAAAGUGGUUGGAGGCAAUGCGCAUCCGAGAAGUUAUUACAGAUGCACGAGUGCAAACUGCAGAGCAAGGAAACAUGUUGAGAGAGCUAGUGAUGAUCCAAGAGCUUUCAUUACAACCUAUGAAGGUAAACACAAUCACCAUUUGAACUUGAGACCUCCAACUUCGCCUACUCUUCCCUUUACCUCCUCACAACAUUCUAAUCAAGCCAUUUGAUGAUGACUCCUCCAUUGAUGCUUCUUCUUCAAUCUUCAUAGCACAUUUGAUUAAUCAAUCAAUUUCUUGUUUCCAUUGUGAAUUUAUUUUAUUUUACAUCAAAGUUGUAAGGACGAGAAGAUAAUUGUUAUUUGAUAAACAACAGAAAAAAAGCAAAUAAAAAGAGUGUUUCAUUUUAA
Molecule: messenger RNA, 2984 nt
Organism: Brassica rapa (field mustard)
Lineage: Eukaryota; Viridiplantae; Streptophyta; Magnoliopsida; Brassicales; Brassicaceae
Product: WRKY transcription factor 44
Biological process (GO): regulation of DNA-templated transcription
Molecular function (GO): DNA-binding transcription factor activity; sequence-specific DNA binding
Source: RefSeq, a predicted model, not a curated record